AUGAAUUUUUUGAUAAUUUUUAUUCUUGAGGGAUUGCUUCAGUUUUCAAAAUCACAAUGGCAAUCUUAUGUGAAUUACUUAACCAAAAAUACAAAAUUUAGUUAUGACCAAGGGAAAGAUUUCUAUGAGCAUACUGGAAAUUUUCUAAUUUCUUCAAACUAAUCAACUGCUAAUUUUAUCACUUGUACAAGCCCUGAAACAAGUUACAUAACUCUAAACCAAAUCUAUCCAUCUGCUCAACAUUAUUUUAGUACUUCGAUCGUGAAUGAGUAGUGGAUAUUAAUGGAUUUAUUUUUUCAUGGUACAUGGCUAUCUGAAAAUGUUGAAUUUAGAAUAGGAUAAUUUUCAUACUCAUACUCCUAUACAUCGCCUACGACAUAUCCAAUGAAAAUAGGAUUUUGUGAUAGCAUUCCAUUUGAAGUUAAAACUUUAAACUUUUCAAUAUCACAAACUGUUGGCCGUAUGAAUUUUACAUCUUCUAAUUAAAAUUAAGGCUUUGUUUCUCUUAGAAAUAUUUUCAUUUAUACAUUCAAAUGCUAUCCAUCAUGUAUAUCAUGCACAGGUCCAAAAUAAAAUGAAUGCACAAGAUGUUAUUAUGGGCUUCCAACAAAUAAUAUUUGCCCACCUUGUCCAAUUAAUUAAUACUAGUCGAAGUACUAGACAUGCAGAGAUAUUUGUGAUAUAGAUUCUCCGUUAUAUUCCAAUGGGUUUUGUAAAUAAUAUCCAAUUAACUUAAUAGAAGCUGGUGAUGUUGAUUACGAUGUUGCUUCCACUGAUAAUUUGAGAUGGAACAUAAAAUACGAUGAAAAGCAUCUAGAUCUAUCUCCAACUCCUACCUAAAAAUACCCAGAAUUUUAUGGAACAUUUAAGUUUAAUUCUGGUAUCUAUAGAUAUUUCAAUAAAUUGUCUACUUAUAUAUAUUCAACCUAUUUAGUUGGAUUCAAAAUAGAUUUUAUUACCUUCAAUGAUAUUCCAAUGAAUUGUGGAAUAUAGUUUAAGAUUAAUAAUACAUAUUAUGGAUCUAUUUAUAGAAAUGCAUCUGGAAUUCAAACUCAUAGAUUCAAAAUCUUUGAUAGCUAUGAAUAGAGUUCAUUUUAUAACCAGAGUAUGAGAUAUCAUUUAAUUGCCUAUUUCGACAUUCCUAAGUAUUCGGUUCUAUUUUCUGCAAUUGGAAAUUAUACAGAUGACACUGCAGGAUGGGGAAUAAUUUUACUCAAAAUUACCUCAGGAUAUUGCCCUAGCUAUUGUUUAUUGUGCGAG
This is a messenger RNA of Paramecium tetraurelia, 1260 nucleotides long. RefSeq lists its product as uncharacterized. The transcript is spliced from 3 exons. The record is from RefSeq and is a predicted model, not a curated record. The annotation marks the transcript as partial. Lineage: Eukaryota; Ciliophora; Oligohymenophorea; Peniculida; Parameciidae.